AUGGGCUCCCGGCACUUCCCCGCCCGGACCGUGCUCUUCGAGAAGGAGUCCAACGGCGUCACGUACCGUGUGCCCGCCCUGCUUUACCUGCCCUGUGUGGCCAAGCUGCUGGCUUUCGCGGAGGAGCGGCUGAGCGCCGACGAUGCCCAUGCCAACCUGCUGGUGCUGCGCCGUGGCACCAUCUACAGGAGUUACGUGGAGUGGGAAGACAUGCGCGUGCUGGAGACGGCGACACUGCAGCACCACCGGUCGAUGAACCCCUGCCCACUCUAUGACGAGUUCACUGGCACCCUCUUCCUUUUCUUCAUCACGGUGCUGGGCAGGACACCUGAAGCCUACCAGAUUGUCACCGGCCAAAACGUCACCCGCCUCUGCUGCGUCACCAGCGCUGACCAGGGCCUGAGCUGGAGCAUGGCCACAGACCUGACGCAGCAGGUCAUUGGCGGGGCCAUCAAAGACUGGGCGACAUUUGCGCUGGGCCCUGGGCAUGGCAUCCAGCUGCGGUCCGGCCGGCUGCUGGUGCCUGCCUACAGCUACCACAUUGACUGCAAGGAGUGCUUCGGGCAGCUCUGCAGGACCACCCCUCACUCCUUCGCCUUCUACAGCGAUGACCACGGCCGAGGCUGGCGCUUUGGGGAGUUCAUCCCCAACCUGCAGACGGGUGAGUGCCAACUGGUCUCGGUGGACGAGGAGGAUGGCUCCAACGUCCUCUACUGCAACGCCCGCAGCCCCUUGGGCUUCAGGGUCCAGGCACUCAGCACGGACGACGGGGCUGUCUUCCACGGGGGGCAGCUGGUCCAGCGGCUGGUCGAGCCCCCCCAUGGCUGUCACGGCAGUGUUGUCGGCUUCCCUGCACCUUUUGUCUAUGUUCCUGAUGCCUCCCGGGACACCGUGAUGCCCCUCCAGGGCUCAGCUCACCGGCUGCUCCCCAGGAUGCUCCCCAGGUUUCGCUACCUGCCCAUCCAGCGAGCAGCAGGUGAUGAGCUGCCUGCCUUGGCCACUGGCAGCCACCACGAGCCAGCUGAGCCCGAGGAGGGCUGUCCUACCUCAGGGCAUCACGGCCAUGCCCACGGCAGCACCUCGGUCCGAGGGGACCCCAGGGCAACUCCCAGCCCCGCUGCCCUCUUCCAAGCACCAACAUGGGUCCUCUACUCCCACCCCACCAGCCCCAUGUCACGGGUCAACAUGGGGGUUCACCUGAGCACAUUCCCCAGGGACGCGGAGAGCUGGACCGAGCCGUGGGUCAUCUAUGAGGGCCCAAGCGCUUACUCAGACCUGGCUUACAUGGAGCUGCCCUACAACGAGGCCUCCAUCUCUGGUGGCCCGGCCAUCGCUUUUGCCUGCCUCUACGAGAACGGGACACGGUCACCCUAUGAGCAGAUCUCCUUCAGCAUGUUCACACUGCAUGAUGUGCUCCAGAACAUCCCCCUGACAGCCACUGCUCCCUGGAGGGACAGUGGUCCCCCACGCCGCAGAAAGCGGGGGCGAAGGAGCUGCCUCGUCUCCUAG
Molecule: messenger RNA, 1509 nt
Organism: Aptenodytes forsteri (emperor penguin)
Lineage: Eukaryota; Metazoa; Chordata; Aves; Sphenisciformes; Spheniscidae
Gene: NEU4
Product: neuraminidase 4
Exons: 3
Coding region: 1-1509 (502 amino acids)
Biological process (GO): ganglioside catabolic process; oligosaccharide catabolic process
Cellular component (GO): cytoplasm; membrane; lysosome
Molecular function (GO): exo-alpha-sialidase activity
Source: RefSeq, a predicted model, not a curated record